This is a messenger RNA of Naegleria fowleri, 384 nucleotides long. RefSeq lists its product as uncharacterized. The record is from RefSeq and is a predicted model, not a curated record. Bases 1 to 384 code for a protein of 127 amino acids. The transcript has 2 exons. NCBI's taxonomy places the organism in Eukaryota, Heterolobosea, Eutetramitea, Acrasida, Naegleriidae.
AUGGAUUUUGAAUUUAGACGAGAAUUUGAAAAACGAAAAAAGGUGACUCAUGGUGUUGCCUUUUUCUCAAACGGUUAUCCAAUGACUGUGGAUAUUGAGUUUGAACAUGAUGGUAUUAGCACUGAAUUUGGAAAAGAGGAUAUUCAGUUUGUUGACAUUUCAUGUGUGGAUGAAGAUGACAAGAACGAAGAAAAUAUGCUGUGUUCUGCCACAUUCAUGGACUCUAAUGACUGGGAAGAUGACAUCGAAGAGGAUGAAGAGAGUGAAAAAGAUAAGGGGGAGGAAAAGGAUAGAGAGGAUAAAGAGAGUGAUAAGGAUGAAGAGGAUGAUGAGGGUGAUAAGGACAAUGAAGAAGAAGAGGACGAGGACGAUCAGGAUGAAUAG